Messenger RNA from Mugil cephalus (flathead mullet), 1707 nucleotides. Its product is annotated as piggyBac transposable element-derived protein 3-like. The transcript has 3 exons. The coding region runs from base 1 to 1707 and encodes 568 amino acids. The record is from RefSeq and is a predicted model, not a curated record. Lineage: Eukaryota; Metazoa; Chordata; Actinopteri; Mugiliformes; Mugilidae.
AUGGAUGUAAAAACAUUUUACGGAGGCAAACCUAGGGAAUGUGCAGUUAGGGACAUCCCAUCAGACAGUGAGGACAGUGAGCUUUCAGGGAGUGACAGUGAGGAACUGGAGGAGUGGAUCCCUGAAUCAGAUGAGAGUGACUCUGAGGUAGAGGGAGAGUCAAAUGAAGAAGAGACUGAAGUGUCUCACCUCCCAAGAUGUAGAAAAGCACAUCCCAGAUCCAUCGAUGUCUACCCAGACUGGCAGGGCCAGCUGCCAAAACCUGUUGACAUCCUGUCCCCCCUCCAGUACUUCAGAGGGUUCUUCUCUGAAGACAUUCUUCAAAUUAUUGUAGAAGAAUCAAAUCUGUAUUCAGUUCAGUGUGACCCCAAUAAGCCUCUAAACCUCACAACAAAUGAGUUGGAGCAGUUCCUCGGCACUGUGGUUUACAUGUCUCUCUUUGGCCUGCCAGCCACUUGCAUGUUCUGGAACAAAGCCACUCGAGUGGCCAAAGUAGCAGACACAAUGACCCUCAACAGAUGGGAAACCAUCAAGAAGUCCCUCCACAUCAACAACAACGAGGGACAGGAGCAAGAUGAUCCCCUCUACAAAAUACGUCCUCUGGUCACUCACCUGACAUCCAAAUUGAUCUCCAUUCCAAUGAGUGAGAAGCUCAGCAUUGAUGAGCAGAUUGUGCCAUUCAAGGGCAGACACAGAUUGAAACAGUACCUGCCAUCAAAACCAAAGAAGUGGGGCUAUAAAAUUCUCAUCUUGGCAGGAGCUGAUGGAAUACCCCACAACUUUGAGGUCUACACUGGGAGAGUUGACCAACCACCCGAGCUGCUAGAUGUUGGAGCUAGUGGAAAUGUCGUCCUCCGACUGGCUCCGACUACAAGCUAUUCUUUGACAAUUGGUUCUAGUGUCCCUCUUGUAGUCACAUUGGCUGAGCAGGGAAUUCACUCUACUGGCACUGUUCGUAGCAACAGAUUACCUGGAGUCAACCUGAAGAGUGAUGCUGAUCUGAAGAGAGCAGGACGUGGGGCAUUCGAAGAGAAGAUGGCCAUAGUGAGAGACACCACCUUGCAUGUUGUCAAGUGGUAUGACAACUGCUCUGUGACGCUUCUGAGUGACCACGUUGGAGCCAACCCUGUGACCGAGGUCAAUAGGUGGGAUCGCAAGCAGAAAAUUAACAUCACUGUUCCCUGCCUUGCUGUUGUGCGAGAAUACAACAAGAACAUGGGUGGGCUGGACCUGCUUGAUUCCCUGAUUGCUCUCUACCGCAACAGAGUAAGAUCAAAGAAAUGGUACCACCGGCUGGUGUUCCACUUCCUUGAUAUGACUAUUGUGACCGCCUGGCUGCUGUACAGAAGAGACUGCGAAGGUACUGGCAUGGAGCAGAAGGACCAAAUGAGGCUCUACACCUUCAAAUCCUACAUUGCAGAGGGCCUGUGCAUGUGCGGUAAGAGCCUGGAGAAAAAGAGAGGUCGUCCCAGCCAAUCCAUUGCUAGCGCAUAUGAGGAGAAGAGGAGGAAAGGACCCACAGCUCCAAUUCCAGCCCAAGAUGUCCGCCUGGAUCACACAGCUCACUGGCUGAUCAUGUCUAAGGACAAGGGACGAUGCAGGAUGCCAGGGUGCAAUGGUACACCUAAAGCAAUGUGCCGCAAGUGCAAUGUGCACCUCUGCUUCACCCCCGACCACAACUGCUUCCUGAGGUUCCACACGGAAUGA